This is a messenger RNA of Priceomyces carsonii, 1860 nucleotides long. RefSeq names its product mannosyl-oligosaccharide 1,2-alpha-mannosidase (gene MNS1). The coding region runs from base 1 to 1860 and encodes 619 amino acids. Gene Ontology annotation, molecular function: mannosyl-oligosaccharide 1,2-alpha-mannosidase activity; calcium ion binding. The transcript has a single exon. Gene Ontology annotation, cellular component: endoplasmic reticulum; membrane. Lineage: Eukaryota; Fungi; Ascomycota; Pichiomycetes; Serinales; Debaryomycetaceae. The record is from RefSeq and is a predicted model, not a curated record. Gene Ontology annotation, biological process: mannose trimming involved in glycoprotein ERAD pathway; carbohydrate metabolic process.
AUGAGCUUCUCUGGAGGAACGACUGGAAAUAGCAAUCCCUGGAAAGCUAAAAACAAACAACUGUUACCUUUGUACUAUAAAGACAAGCCAACUUUACGGUCUUCCAAGAAAAAUAAAAUUAUGACAGUUUUGAAAUUUUUCCUUGGUUCUCUCGUAGUUUACUUUUUGUAUCAAUACUUGGGAACCCAAAAGGUUCAAUUAAGAGGUGUUGAUUGGAAAUCUCGGCAGAAUGAAGUGAGAGAUGUAUUUUUGGAGUCAUGGCAAACUUAUAAAAAGUUUGGAUGGGGUAGCGACGUCUAUCACCCCAUCAAGCAAAAGGGUGAAAAUAUGGGGCCAAAGCCACUUGGUUGGAUCAUUGUCGAUUCUUUGGAUACCUUGAUGUUGAUGGACGCACAGGAUGAAGUGAAAGACGCGAAAGAAUGGGUUACCCAUACUUUGGAUUAUGACUUCGAUUAUGAAGUUAAUGUCUUCGAAACCACUAUACGAAUGUUGGGUGGCCUUUUAUCUGCACAUCAUCUAAGUAAAGAAGAUAUUUACUUGGAUAAAGCUGUUGUUUUAGCUAAUUCGUUGAUUGGUGCCUUUGAUAGCCCCACUGGUAUUCCUUACUCCUCAGUUAACUUGAAAACUGGUGCUGGAAUUAAGAACCACGUAGACAUGGGAGCAUCGUCUACUGCAGAAGUAGCAACUCUACAAUUGGAAUUGAAGUAUCUUUCUCAUCUCACUGGUGAAGCAUUAUUUUGGCAGAAAGCUGAAAAGAUCAUGGAAGUUCUUGAUGCAAAUAAGCCUGAAGAUGGAUUAGUUCCUAUAUACGUAAAUCCUGAAACUGGUAAAUAUCAAAGUAACUUGAUUAGACUAGGUUCACGUGGGGAUUCAUAUUACGAAUAUUUAUUGAAGCAAUUCAUGCAGACUAAUAAUCAAGAACCUGUCUACUGGGAUAUGUAUCGUGAAUCUGUUGCUGGUGUCAAAAAGCAUUUGGUUCGAAAAUCUUAUCCAAAUCAGCUUACUUUCAUAGGUGAGUUGGAACGGGGAAUAAAGGGCCCAUUCUCAAGUAAAAUGGACCAUCUAGUUUGUUUUUACGGAGGAUUAUUGGCUGUUGGUGCAACAAAUGGUCUUACUUACGAUGAAGCAAAGAAGUUAUCCACAUGGGAUGAAGAAAGAGAAUCGGAUUUUCAGUUAGGAAAAGAUUUGACGUAUACAUGUUAUAAGAUGUACCAAGACGUUGCGACGGGUUUAUCGCCAGAAAUUGUUGUUUUCAAUGAAGAUAAAAGCAAGAACGAAGAUUUCAUAAUCAAAAAACUCGAUAGGCAUAACCUACAGCGCCCUGAAACAGUUGAGUCACUCUUCUACUUGUAUAGACUCACUGGUGAUGUCAAGUACAGAGAGUACGGUUAUGAAAUCUUCCAAAACUUUGUAAAGUAUACUAAAGUGGUUAAUAAGCAGGGCGAUGUUUCUUAUACUUCUUUGGAGGAUGUAACAGUAAUUCCACCGAUACUUAAAGAUAAUAUGGAAUCCUUUUGGUUCGCAGAAACCUUGAAGUACUUAUACCUUUUGUUCGAUGAUGAGAACAAAAUUCCAUUAGAUGAAUACGUAUUCAAUACUGAGGCUCAUCCAUUCCCCAAAUUUGACUUAUCGAAGUUAUUAUUUACAGGGUGGAGAAGAAAAAUUGAUUUCAACAAGGAACCUAGUAUGCAAGAGUCGAAAAUCAAAAUCGACAAGCAUCAUGUACCUGAAGCUGCACCAGUUAACAAACCCAUUGAUGACGCGCUUAGGGAAGAAGUCAACAAGCAUCCUGAAAUAGUAAAGGAUUCGAGACUAGAUAAAAAAGAGAAAUUGGACCAAUUAUUAGGGGACAUAGAUUAG